Molecule: messenger RNA, 1185 nt
Organism: Linum tenue
Lineage: Eukaryota; Viridiplantae; Streptophyta; Magnoliopsida; Malpighiales; Linaceae
Source: the annotation of a GenBank genome assembly
AUGGCGACUGGGGAAAACCCUAAGCGGUGCAAGACCAAGCUGCAAACAUGGAGUAACCGUAGCGAUCACACGAAGCAGCAGCAGAAACAACAACGAAUCGAUGAAGACAGAAUAAGCAAUCUUCCGGACAACACUCUGCACGACAUUCUCUGCUUCCUAGACUCCAAAUCCAUAUUCAGAACAAGCAUUCUGUCGAAAGGAUGGAGGCGUUUGGUGGAAGCACUUCCUUACAACCUCAACUUCAACGCCAAGUCCUUCGACGACGAAUCGAGUUUCGACGUGCACGUGAAGGAGUAUCUAUCCCGUCGAAACCGAUCUGUUGUGCCCGUCAAGAGCGUGACGUUCGAGUUCGGAUCAACGAGCUCGAAUGAAAGUGACAUUGAGAUGAUAUUGUUCGAUACGGUCAUGCAGUACGCUGCUGCCGAUGGCAAGCUCGACCAUCUGUCCGCCGUCACCCACGAGAAUGGUAAGUUCGGAGAUGUGGCUGCCUCGAUCGUUGCGCAUCGUCAUUGUCGAUCGCUCGAGGCCCUGGUGCUGAAAGGUUUCAUGGUCGACGGCCUUGAUAUGCAGGAACUCGAUCAUCUGGGGUUUUGGUCGCUGACGACGCUGGAGCUGCAUUCCUGCUUCGUGUUUAAUAGCGUCCCGUUCGGUUUGAAGCACUUGAAGAUAGUCGACUGCACGUGGCCGUCGUCGGGAUGUUUGAGAAUACAAGCGUCCCGGUUGUUGGACCUGGAGAUCAAAGGGUUAUUGCUCUUUGAGAAGGUGAUCGGUACCAUGUUUGCUCUGAACUUGACAUCGUUUCGUCUUUCGUGUAGCGUGUCCGAUUUGAAGAAGCUCUCGCACUUGGACUUUCCUUCUCUGGAUCGUGCGACGAUACGCCUAUGGUGCGACGACGCGUGUCGGUUGGACGAGAGUAGCACGUCGUUGGAGGAUGUCAGUCGUGAGUACAUGAAGUUGCUGCGUGGGUUGCAUAAUGCAAAGUCUCUCGACCUUCGUUUUGAUGAGAUGGCGAGUGGAGAAUCUUGGAAAGAUCACUUUGUCUUCGGCGAAAUGAAGCUUUGUCCGUUCACCAGAAUGGAGACGGUGAGGAUUGAGUAUCAGUAUCCACAGGAACCGCCGAUACCAGAUCAUGUGAUUCGUUAUCUUUUCGGCGGCUCUAAUGAAUUUAGUCUUGAACAAAUUUAA